AUGUCUUCCAUAGAUAUACACAAGCAUUUGAUAUGUUGCACGUUAACGAUAAAUUCCACUACUCUAUACACUUACGAAAACCAGCAGCUUACGUCACAUCUCAACAAGUUAAAUUGUUCAGAGAUAAUAUCUCAAGAAUUAGGGCUUAUCAAUUCGUCAAAGACAUUGGUUGGCUCUAUCCCAGUUUCAACAAAUACGUCGCUUAAACUUUCGCUAUACUUUAUGAAGAAAUUCCUCAAUAUUGAUGGCAGUCGCGAUUUAAUCACAGUUGUCGCUAUAGCACAUGUCGAUGUGAACAAAACUUUUAUAUUAAUCGUUUUGAGAAAUAUCAUGGAUAAGUACAUUGAGUUUAAGAUGAGGCAGGAGGAUAAUAAGAGCGACCGGACCCAAAAGUCGAAACCAGGAGAGUUCAAGUUGUUUAUGAACCAGAUCAUCAAGUAUGAGGAGAUGAACUAUAAUCUGAAUGAACAAGUAUAUGGCUAUGGAUCAACAAAUGGAAACGAUAACGAAGCUGAUGCCGAAGCCAGCGGCAACAACAACAGCAACAACAACACUGGGUUGAUCAACGCUAACCAGCUACUAUUGGCUAAUGAGGAAGUGGGAGAAGUGAGGCAGUUGAUGCUAGAGAACAUAAACAAAUUAUUGAAACGUGGGGACAAGAUUAACUCCCUAGUUGAUCAAACGGACAGAUUGAACACUUCAUCGCUGCUUUUCCAAAAAAAAGCCCAGCAGAUCAAAAGAAAAAUGUGGUUCCACAAAACGAAAUUUAUUGCAUCAAUUACAGGCGGGGCAAUGAUUGUAGUUUACUUGCUUAUUGGAAGUGAAUGCGGUUACCCCUUAUUUGACAGCUGUAGAAGCUAG
Molecule: messenger RNA, 861 nt
Organism: Lodderomyces oxycetoniae
Lineage: Eukaryota; Fungi; Ascomycota; Pichiomycetes; Serinales; Debaryomycetaceae
Exons: 1
Coding region: 1-861 (286 amino acids)
Biological process (GO): vesicle-mediated transport
Cellular component (GO): membrane
Source: RefSeq, a predicted model, not a curated record